This is a messenger RNA of Humulus lupulus (European hop), 540 nucleotides long. RefSeq lists its product as uncharacterized. The record is from RefSeq and is a predicted model, not a curated record. The transcript has a single exon. NCBI's taxonomy places the organism in Eukaryota, Viridiplantae, Streptophyta, Magnoliopsida, Rosales, Cannabaceae. Bases 1 to 540 code for a protein of 179 amino acids.
AUGGCUUUACCGUCUUACACUAUGUCCUCUCAUGAACUUCCGAAGAAGACGUGUCGUCACUUGGAUGGUUUGUUGAGGAGAUUCUGGUGGAUUAGAAGUUCAGAUAAAGACAGAUUCCUUUGCCUUAAAGCAUGGGACUCCCUAUGUCAACCUAAAUCUAAUGGUGGUUUGGGUUUCAUGCGUUUUGAGGAUGCUAAUAGGGCUUGGUUAAUUGCCGCCAACGUGCAACGACCUUGGGUGGGGAUUUUAUUAAGAAAGUAUCGCAGAAACAAAUCUUUUAGGGAGGUCACUGCUUCGGCCUCUAGUUCUAUAAUUUGGAAAUCUAUCAUUCAUGGUAGAAGUUUGAUGAUUAAAGGUUGCUUAUUCCAAAUUGGGAGCGGCUCUACCAUAUCCAUUUGGAACCAACCUUGGGUCGAAGGUCUUCAAUGUUGCAUUCUUUCUCUCCACCCCCACCCUUUGCUUAUUGAAAGAGAAGCUGUGGCUACCAAAUGGGUUAAUGAUCUUAUUGUCCCAGGAACAAGAUCGUGGAAUCUAUCCUAG